GUGGCCUCUGCAGGGGGUGCGGGGUGGGCGGAAGGCUGCCCUCCCAUCACCCGCGGCGGCUGCGGGGCGGGCGCAGGGCGAGGCGUCGCACAAAGGGCCGCUGUCCCGUCGCCGCCCCGCCCCCCGCCGGUGGCCCGCCUCUCCCCACCAUUCCCUCUCUCGCCUACUCAGUCUGGGUCCCCUCUCCUUCUUCCCUGUCCAGGGCAGGCUGCCCCUCGGGAUGAGGCCGGGUUGAGAGUCCCCUGCCCACUCGCUUCACUAGCUCCAGGGCUAGAAGAGAGCCAGAGCUACACCUCGCCACCGCGGGACAGAGACUGCGGACAGACGCGGGACCCAAGGAGCAUCACCAUGCAGGACUCUUCAGCCCUUGACAUGGCCAUCCAGCACGCCCUGGCAGGGCUCUACCCACCUUUUGAAGCCACUGCCCCUACUGUCCUGGGUCAAGUGUUCAGGCUGCUGGACUCUGACUUCCGGGGAGAUGGACUGAGCUUCCUCCUGGAUUUCCUCAUCCCUGCCAAGCGCCUGUGUGAGCAAGUGCGAGAAGCAGCCUGCGCCCUUUACACCCACUGCCUCUUCCUGCAUGAGGGCUGGCCGCUGUGUCUGCGGGACGAGGUCGUGGUCCACCUGGCUCCACUCAACCCGCUCCUGUUGCGUCAGGGCGACUUCUACCUUCAAGUGGAGUCCUGGGAGGAGCAGUCUGUCCACAUGACACUCAAGUGUCUCUCCUCAGACCUCCGCAAGGUGGACAAGAAGCCUAUUCCUGAGACUUCCUAUUCUCUGAUUUUCACCCCAGAAUGGCUGGAAGCCAUCAACAGUGACUUUGAGGGAAGCCCCUUACACAACUGUCUUGUGGCUUCAGAAAAUGGGAUCACGCCUGUGCCUUGGACCAGGAUAACCAGCCCAGAGUUUAUAGAUGACAGACCCCCAGUAGUGAACAUCCCUUCCUCAGAUGGGGACACUUGUCCUCUAGAGGUGCUCCAUCUGAGCAGUCCCCAGGAGCCAAGCCAGGCCAGCUCCUUGGGCAGCGUGGGGUCUGUGGCCCAGAGUUGGGCUAAGGAUAAAGGGAAGUUGUCUAGAGACAAAUAUCCUGGGCUCAUCAAGGUUGAGCCAGCAAGGUCAGGGCAGAUGGCCUUCAGGAUGGACAGUGAGACCAACCAGGGCCUGGAGGGGGACUAUGUGGCUCUCCUGGGCUUUCUCCAAGAGUGUAGAAGGGGGUCUCCAGACAGGGAGGUAGUUACACUCGGUGCGAACACUCAAGGAUCACAGGAGGAGACAUCCGGAACUAAGGGAGCACCUCUGCUUGGAAGGAUCCUACCUCUCCCAGGGCCAGAUGAGGGACUUCCCGUCGGAAGACCGGCAUGUGUGAAGCCAACAGACUCUGGAGAGAAGCCCUGUAGUGGAGGCUCAAGAAGAAAGGCCAGGCACAAAGCAUCUGACCACAUUGCAGAGAGACAGCCCCAGCAGCCCCACGUUGGUGUCCUGGAGAAGCCGCUGUACUGUACCUCUGGCCUGGUGGAAGAUACUGAAGAAGAGCCAGCAGCCUCUAAGAUGCAAACGCCUUUGGGAAUGCCAGCAGCCAUGGUCCAGCUCAGGCCUGGGCCAAGACAAACACCCUCUCCUCUCUUGUCCUCAGCUGCCCCUGUAGCCCUAACCUCCGAGACAAAGACAGAGGAGACCACACCAGGAUAUGGCAGGCCUUCCAAGCCCGAGGCCUUUCUCAGUAGGAACAUCUCCAUCUGUGGGUCCCCGGCUCCUGGGCUCCAGUUCUCCUUCUUGAAAGGACAGAGGGCACCCCUGAUGCCCCCCGAGAAGGCCCUACUCCAGCAUGUUGGGAAGGCCCUGAGCCCCCUCAACUCUCUUCAGUCUUGUGGAGCCAAGGCCCCAGGGAAAGAUGGGACAGCUCUCCCCAGAACAUCUGGCUCAGCCCCACUGUCUGGGGAGCUGCCUGGCUUCCGGAAAGAUUCUGCAGGUCCCCCAGGAGGAAGACUUAGCCUGGAGGAGUGUUCCAGGCCUGAGCCCAGGAUUGAGACUCUGGGAAUCAAGCUUCUCCACUCCAGGAUAGCCUGCCUGCCAGGUGGUAGAGACCGGCUGGGGCGGCCUCUGCUUCUGGUGUCGACCACGCAGGAGGCCUGGGAGGCACCCUGGUGUACUGCCUUGGAGGUCACGGAGUUGCUGUCCUACUUAUGCGGUGUUCCUAGGCUGGAGGAUAAAGCCAAGGGGCUGCUGGUGGUGAUUGAUGCCAGGAAAGGGCCCCCGAGUCCUGCUCUGGUCAGCGCCCUGCAGAGCACACAGGCCCUGGCUCCAGCCUCUAUUAGCAAAGUGCUCCUCCUGGGAGAGAAGGCAUCCAUCCUUCAACUACCUGUACUACCUGUCCAGGUGGAGGUACUGACCUCGCUAAAGGCCCUCAGAAACCACGUGGACCCUAGCCAGCUGCCCGAGGCUCUGGAGGGCCCCUUCCCCUACCACCACAGCGAGUGGGUGCAGUUCUUCCAGAAGCUGGACCCGUUUGUCACUGACCUUCGCCAGGCCUCAUCCCUGCUGCAGGCUUCCAUUCAAGAGUUUGAGAAGGGUGACCCCCCUGGUGGGGUGCAGGAGGCCACCAGGUGCCUGAGCAAGUCCAAGGAUCUGAUGGAGGCUGUGCUGAGGGACCCGGGCCUGCUGGCUCUUCAGAGGGAAGGUGGAGCUACUCUGGCCAGGCUGCAGCAGGAGGCCAGCAGGCUGAGCACCAACCCUGAAGUCAGGAGCCAUCUGACCGAAGCUGCAGCCCUGUACAACCUUGUGGAUGACCAGCUUCACGUCCUGGUCACUGCGUCCAAUCACCUCCUCCGAAGGCUGGAGCUCCGUGUCCGACUGGGCCACCUGGAAGCUGCCAUCCACCAGGUCAAUGACUGGAUGGAGCGGGAAGGAAGCCGGUGUCUGCAGGCUCUAUCCCCUGUGGAUAUAUGUGCAGAGACAGUGGAGAAAGUCCACGCCGAGUUUGAGGAUUUCUUCCUGCAGGUUGCGGCCCAGUAUCGCCAGGGCCUGGAACUGUCCAAGCAGGCUGCGCAGUUGGGAGCUGAAGAAGGGGCAGGGGAGACAGGGCUCCCAGACCUGGCAGCCUUCGCCUCCACCCAGCAGGCCUUCCAAGCCAGGCUGACGCAUUUCUACAUGGCGGCCGAGAGGCAGCGCACUGACCUGGAGACCCUGCUCCACCUCCACCGCUUCAGAAAGAAGGUGUGCCGGUUCCACACGGACUGUCAGGACCUGCUGACCCAGCUCAGGCUGGGCAAGAAGACUUCGAGGGCCAGCCCUGGGGACCGGCUCCACCUCCGCCUCCACUGUUACCUGAAGCGCCUGGCGUCUGAGUUCCAGAUGGAGAAGCUCCUGGCCAUGAAGCUCCAGGUGACCUCCCUGAGCUGGGCUGGCCUGGGCCAGGAGCUGUGGGAAGAGACCCAGGAGCGACACCAGGAGACCCAGAGCUUGCUGAGGAAGGCACUGGCCUACUGCCCAUGCCCAGAGGCCACUGCUGCCCACCCAGCACACACAGAUCGAAGCGGGACAGCAGCUAAGGGCCAGGGUCUGCCUAGAGAGGUGGCCUCCAAAUGGGACAGGUCCCUACAGGACUGUCUGGCUGCAGAUGCGUCAAGAUCCCACUGGUCUCCCCAUGUCUCCCAAGGGGAACAGAGCAGAAACCUGUGGGCAGGCCUACCACCCCAGGAAACCGGCCAGACUGUCGACACCGAGGAAGGCCGAGGUGCCCCCAAGCUGCCCGAGCCCACCCUGGAGCGGCUCCUCGCCUCUCUCUUUUCCUGGCAUCACCUUCCCAGACAGAGCAAGGCCUCUCACCCAACUGGAGGCAGCUUUUCCUCUGAGGGCACAGACUCACAGACAUCCCUGGAGGACUCACCCCACACAAGCCCUCCUGCAUCCCUCUAACUGGAUCUGAACCAUCACGUUAGCUCUGGGGACUGGGAUAGGACCAAUGGGAGGGGUCUGCUGAGCCCAUACCACCCUAUCAGACAUGGCCGUGGAGCGAUGUCAGGAGGACCACCUUCUGGCUCCAGAAAACCCCAAGAUGAUGGAUUGUUACCCACACAGAAUAGUGUCCGUGGGAGUUAGAACCCAGACUUAAUGAAAGCACAUUGGGCCAUGACUGCAGGGUCUCCUAUGGCAAGGCUGGCUGGGGCCACCUUUGCAAAGUCUUACCCAGACUGCCACUUGGGGUUCACAUGGGUAACAAAGUAGUGGGAGGGGGGCCUCUUGCCUUGAGCCCCAGGGUAACAGACCCUGAGACUCUGCAUUUGGCGGUGACCCCAGGAGCCUCUGGGAAGAGGGUGGGAAGGAGGGGGAGGGAAAUAAAGGACAUUUGUCAGGCAAGCUCCAUCCUGCCGAGGUCUGCCAGGGGACAGCAGGGGGCAGCAGUGGGCCUCAUAGAUGCCCAUCUAGAGGGGAGGCAGCCCUCACCGCCUACCUCAGGAGCUGACUCUAGUGGACAAGGGCAGGAACAUGGCAGAGGAAGAAACUGCUUGACAGAGCUCUCCCCAGGAACCCGGCUCCCCAGCUCAGACUCAAGGAACCAACCACUUGGGAUCUUGUCCUUGCGUUCCAUAGACACCUCCAGUUCCCACGGGGUGUUACUUCACCCCCAUGUCCCCCACAUUCAGUGUCAACCGCCCAGUGUCAUGGGGGGCAACAGAGGAGGGGAGUGGUGCAAUCUUUGAAAGCAGGUAGGGGUGGGUGCAAUGGGAAGAGGACUAUUAGAUCUACAGCACCACGCUUUUUACAGGGCUGGCGUAGCGCCCCCUAGUGUCACCUCUGAGCGCCGACAUGUUGCAAGGAUUCACAGGGCUCUGGAUCAGUCUUGACUACCAAGAUGGCCCGCUGGCAGCCCUGCCUGAGUUUUUCAGGCCCUGAGAGGAGGGUGAAAUACCUGCUCACCCCCACCAGUGAGGCUGUGUCAGGGGAGAGGGAAGCCUGAACCAGGCUUGGGAGGAUGAGGUGCCACGGGAGAUGUCUCAGCCCCAAACAGCUUCAAGAAUCUUCUCUGAGAUUCAGGAUUUCUCCAAGCAUAGCCUGAGGCCUGCCUGCUUCAGAGCCACCAGUGAAGGUGAUUUGUAAGGAAGCCUGCUCAGGGAAUGACAGCCCCUCCACAGCACACACUAAAACCAGGCCCCGGGGCCUGGGGGAGACUGGAGGCCGCACUGGGGCCACCUGAUCAGGUGUUCCAGGCCAUUGUCCAUUCUGCUGACAUCACAGAUUGCCACAGGCUGUGUGACUUACAAUGAGAGCUUAGGGGACUCACAGUUCUAGAGUCUGGGAGUCCAAAGUCCAGGGGCUGCCUCUGGUGAGGACCUUCUUGUGUGCGAGCAUGGCCUGUAGAUGGAGCUUGUGUGGAAGAGGAGGGAAGGGUAAACAUCCUUCAAAGAGGGCCGCUCCCACAUUCAUCUCACAGGAGGACAGUGAGCACCCGUAUGACCUUUCUACCUCCAUCUCUCAAGUUUCCAACACGUGAAUUUCAGAGGACACUUGAAACCUAGGGUGGUUCCCUUGGGAAGUUCUUGGGGCUCCAGGUCCCAGGCAGCUCAGACUUUGCAUUCCUCUCCCAGGCCUUGCAUCCAGAAGGCUGACUGAGGAUGCUUGAGGAAUUUGAUCAGCCAUCUCCAUCCAAGCCUGUCACCUCAGAGGGGGGCCGAAGGCUCUUAAGCUGUUGUUGCCAUAGAAACAGCAUCCAGCCAGUGGAGACCACAGGCAAGGAGCAGGAAACCUGGGGAGCAAGAAGGAAAGCUGACUUCAGGGAGACCCACAACCACUGCUGGGAAUGACUGGGGGGAGAAGGGAUGAGUGAGCCAAGGAUCUUUGGGUAGGAGGGGACCCCAAGGUCUUACAUGUCCUCCUGUUUCCAAAAAGAACUGUACCCCAACUAUUGACCUGCUCCUGGCAGCUCCAAGGGAGAAAAGGUGCAGAUGUGGAAUACGGGUGAAUGACCACAUUCAAAAACGAGGAAGGGCUGGGAAGAUGUGUGGAGUGCUUACUGAGCGAGCAUGGGGACCUGAGCGUGGGGACCUGAGCAUGGGGACCUGAGCGUGGGGACCUGAAUGUGGGGACCUGAGUGAGGAUUCCCCAAGCAUGAAAAAGCUUGGUGUGGCUGUGUGUGUCUAUACCCUGGAGCAAGGGGGUUGAGACAGGCAGGCAGAUCCCUGAGGCUCACCCAGCCAGCCUAGCUGAAUCCAUGAGCUCCAGGUUCAGUGAGAGAUUCUGUACCAAAAAGCAAGGUGGAGAGAAAAGCCGCUGUUGUCUUGUCUGGCCUCCACCUGUACCAGCGAUGGCUCCCAAAUGCACGUCCACAUGCA
Molecule: messenger RNA, 6329 nt
Organism: Peromyscus californicus insignis
Lineage: Eukaryota; Metazoa; Chordata; Mammalia; Rodentia; Cricetidae
Product: KIAA1755 ortholog
Exons: 14
Coding region: 349-3915 (1188 amino acids)
Source: RefSeq, a predicted model, not a curated record